UCUGGCAAUGCCGGCUCUGUUAUCUCUAAAGUAAAAAUCAGCUGUUUCUUUUUCCACAAAUAAAGGAUUUAUCAUCACAGUGCAAUGAAUCGAAAUUUAUACUAAUGUUGCUUGGAAAAACCACUUUGCGAAGAAUUAAAAAAACAUAAAUAUUACAAAAUGAACAACAACAACCCAAAUAUAUUUUUUAAUCCACUUAUUAGUGCCAUACAGAAAGUGGUUCUAUACGAAACGCGCAGCCGUCUCUACCUUGUUGGCAGCAAUAAUCGGGAAACCCGUUUUCGUAUGCUCACAAUUGAUCGCACUCAACAUGACCGCGUUGUCAUCGAUGAGAAUCCAGAUGAGUUGAAUGCGCUUGAAAUACGUCGAUUCCUGGCAUCGCUGGGUAGCUCACCGCGCGUAACAUCAGCCUACGGCGUUCUAGGUUUUGUACGCUUCCUCGAAGGCUAUUAUUUAUUGCUCGUUACCAAGCGUAAGUGUUGCGCACACAUUGGCAUGCAUCUGAUAUACACCAUCAAGGAUACGGUAAUGGUGCGCGUCAACGAACCGACAACAUUGCGUACACCGCAUCCUUAUGAGGAGCGUUAUAAAAAAAUGUUUCAGAGUAUCGAUUUGCGCAGUAAUUUUUACUUUUCCUAUUCGUACGAUUUGACGCGUACUCUGCAGUAUAAUGAAUCAGCACCGCGUUUUGUGGGACCCAAUGUCGAUUUGGAGCACGAUGAGCCGUUGCCGGACUGGAAUAAGCUUACUAACAAUGUGGUAGCGCCUGAUGAGCGUGUGAAUUAUGCCUUUCGCAGCAACUCACGUACGCGCUUUGUCUGGAAUGCUUUCCUCUUGCAGCCAAUGCGUGGCAUUAUUCCUAAAGAUUGGCUAUUAGAGGUCACACAUGGCUACAUUAGUCAGUCAUGUAUUAGUGUGUUUGGAAGACAUGUCAACGUCUGUUUAAUUGCACGUCGUAGUACACGAUUUGCGGGCACGCGAUUUCUCAAACGCGGCGCUAACUAUCAAGGCGAUGUUGCAAAUGAAGUUGAGACGGAACAAAUUGUUACAGAUGGUCAACGAAUGUGCUCCUUCACACAAAUGCGCGGUUCAAUACCCUCACACUGGUCACAAGACGUGGUCAAGAUGGUACCAAAACCACAGAUUCAAGUGGAUAUUUGUGAUCCAUAUGCGCAAACACCAGCGCGUCAUUUCGAUCGCCUACUUUUUCAUUAUGGCGCGCCUAUUAUCAUUUUGAAUCUGGUUAAAAAACAUGAGAAACGCAAGCAUGAAUCGAUUAUCUCUAAGGAACUGGUCUAUAGCAUACGCUACCUUAAUCAGUUCUUGCCGCCGCAACACCGUAUGAAGCACAUUCACUUCGACAUGGCGCGCAAAAGUCGAGCUGGUGGCAAUGUCAUGGAAAUGCUAGCUGACAUAGCGGAGAGCGUCGUGCAACAGACCGGCAUGUUUUUCAAGGCGCGUGGUAGCGAAUGCACUUUUCAAAAAGGCAUAGUGCGUACGAAUUGCGUCGAUUGUCUAGAUCGCACAAAUACGGCACAAUUUGCCAUAGGCAAAUGUGCGCUUGGUCAUCAACUAGAGCUUUUAGGAUUUGUCAAAUCCACUAAACUCGAAUUCGACUCAGAUUGUGUAACGAUGUUGGAGAAUUUGUAUGAAGAGCAUGGUGACACGCUAGCGCUGCAGUAUGGUGGCUCUCAGCUUGUGCAUCGCAUUAAAACUUACCGAAAGACAGCAGCUUGGGCCUCGCAGGGCAAUGACAUCAUGCAAACGCUAAGUCGUUAUUACAGCAACACCUUCAGCGAUACCGAGAAGCAGCACAGCAUUAACUUAUUCCUGGGCUAUUACAUACCGAGCAAAAGCCAUACGAAACAAAAUCAGCCAAUUUGGGAAUUGCAAACAGAUUACUAUAUGCAUAACGUUUAUAAGCCGCUUACACCACAAAAUGAGACGCGCCACAUUACAGACUGGGUGCGCCACAAGGUGCGCUCCUGUCUACCCCACUCCACUUCGGACUCGAAUAAAAUUGUAAAAGAACUAUUUCGUGUACAUUCCAAAGGUCUGGAAAUGAUCGACGCAUAUGCCAACUACCAUCAGUCUUUCAAAUGGACCGAUCUCAGUGAGCACAUCGCCUUCGAGAUUAGCCAGCUUGCUUUGCGUUACAUGCCUACAUUCCGCACCAACUACUCACCAUUCCAGCGGCAAAUACAGGAUCGUAAAGCAAGCAAAAAUCCCAACCUAACCGGACAAAGUUCGACCAGCUCCACCAAUAGCAACUCAUCGAGUUCCACAUCCGAAGCAGAUGAUACCUCGUCUGAUGAGGAUAUAAGUGCAGGCUAUUCCAUUAAGGAUGCAAAUCAAACUGAGUCCGUGGAGCAAGACAUAUUUACGUUAGAGUCGCUGUUACCGCCUAUGGAAGAGGUGUACGGAUGUAAGAUCACUAAUCCAUCUAAAGCGAAUAUGGCCAUUUACAAGAAAUAUGUGCAAAUGGGAAAAUUAUGUAGUGGAAGCAAUAGUCAUUUUGCACUUUCGCCAUCGUUGGCGCCACGUGAACGCGAUAAUGAAAUGGCAAAGCUAUUGCGUGGCAUAAACUUGCGACCCCUAAGUGAUUACGGAACUAAUUCGUAUUUGAGUGUGAAACCACCCACAGUGAGCGAGGAAAGUCAAAAAAUAUAUGCGGAAUAUUGCAAGGUGCCGCGCAACUUCAAUGCAGUGCCGAAAUUUGAAGAGUUUGAUGUACUAUAUCGUUACGUGCAAAUGCUCUAAAGAGCUGAUGAAAAUAUUGAGCAAGUUAUGCAAGCGUUUUAUGACUAAAAUGCGUUUGAAUAUAUGUUAAUUGUGUAUAAAGUAUUAUGAUUAGUAGUUAAUUUUUUAUUGCACUUCUAAAAUGCACGCAAUUAUAAGGAACACGUAUUUCACGAGUGAAAAAAUUAUGUUUUCCUGUCGAGCAUCUCGUCGUUUAAAGUACAAAACCGCUUAACUGACAUUUGCUGUCAAAAAUUGGAUUUGCUCACACAAGCUCUGGUCUCAAUCUUUAUCCAUUCAUGCUGAAAUAUACUAGCCAGAAAUACGAUUGCUUAAUAAAAAAGAGAACCAUUUUGAAAUAUGAGCGUUUUUACUCUCUUGAAAAG
Rhagoletis zephyria (snowberry fruit fly) is the source of this 3125-nucleotide messenger RNA. RefSeq names its product polyphosphoinositide phosphatase FIG4 (gene FIG4). Gene Ontology annotation, cellular component: intracellular membrane-bounded organelle. The record is from RefSeq and is a predicted model, not a curated record. Lineage: Eukaryota; Metazoa; Arthropoda; Insecta; Diptera; Tephritidae. Gene Ontology annotation, molecular function: phosphatidylinositol-3,5-bisphosphate 5-phosphatase activity. Gene Ontology annotation, biological process: phosphatidylinositol dephosphorylation.